AUGAAGACUGAGACUCUUCUUAAAGUACCUGCCCAUCUGUUUUAUUAUAGGCACUCUUCUCGUGUUCAAGCUGCUUUACAUUGCGUCAUCGCAUCGAGGACUGGUUGGUCUCAUGCUCCGAUUUCGGUUAUCUCAAGUGUCGCGCAGCUGCCAGCAUCUGCUUUUAAGUACGUCAUGGCGCGAAAUGAGUUGCUGCAAACGCUGGUGUCGGCAAUAAUGCUACUGAUGGUACUGGACGUAAACGCCGACCAAAACCUUCGAAAGACAACGUGUCCUAUUUGUAAUAUGGACGUUAAAGCCGAUAUCAAUGCUCCAAUAUUUGGCGAUCAGUACAUUUACGCAUGCGAGAUGGCUGGCCAUAUUGACUCACUGCAGAACGACCCAGCUUCGAAUUUGGGCCCGCCUGAGGAAGCUGACAUCACUACAGACGAGAUCUACAAGGAUGCACAAAAUAUUAAGUGCCCUGUAUGUGGUAAGGGCUACGAUCAGCUUACACAUGCAGUACCGUGGAUCUCUAAGGGUGCGCAAAAGAUUUACACGUGCUCGGAAGAACAUGCGCAGACGGUGUUCAGCGAUCCCACUAAAUUUGUAGCGGCGCAGGCCUCAUCAGACAAUUUCUGCAACGGGGCAGGCUCGGUCAUGUUUAACGGUUUCCAGCUAGCCAUUGGCGGCGAUGCAUCGUGUCUUAUGGUGCUGUUUCAACCAUGGGUAAUUUCCUCAGCUGUUAAAUAUGCGUUCGCAUUUAUAGGCGUCGUGCUGUUGGCCAUAUCACUCGAAGGCUUUGGAGAGCUGCGCGAGCUCGUUCAGACACGACUGUACCGAAACUACGGUGUUGUCUCCAGCCAGACAGACUACACUUCGAUGACUACGCCGCAUAUGAGUAGCAGUAGAGCCAUGAGCCUAGAUUUAAUUGUGUCGAAAUCUGGUCGCUUACCGGAUGCCCACUUCAGUAUUAUGCGCCGUUUGCCCCUUUGGUGCAAAGUGCUGCUAUCUGUCAUGUACAUGGUUCAUCUGUGUUUGGGCUACUGGAUCAUGCUCAUCAUCAUGACGUAUGAGACCCUCAUGUUCGUGGCUGUGAUCAUCGGUGUCGGAUUGGGUUUCGUUAUAUUCAAGGACACCGAUGCCGACGAUCUGCGCGGCAGUAUUGACCCUUGUUGCUCCACAUAA
Plasmopara halstedii is the source of this 1167-nucleotide messenger RNA. RefSeq lists its product as uncharacterized. NCBI's taxonomy places the organism in Eukaryota, Oomycota, Peronosporomycetes, Peronosporales, Peronosporaceae. The record is from RefSeq and is a predicted model, not a curated record. Gene Ontology annotation, cellular component: plasma membrane. Gene Ontology annotation, molecular function: copper ion transmembrane transporter activity. Gene Ontology annotation, biological process: intracellular copper ion homeostasis; copper ion transmembrane transport. The transcript has 5 exons. The coding region runs from base 1 to 1167 and encodes 388 amino acids.